AUGUUAGGACGAGACGAAGAAAUGGUCCGAACGAUGAGCGGGAGAGGAAGUUUAGGCUCCACCAGUCACCGGAGUUUUCCCGGAGCUUCAAGAAGCUUCAGAGACGUAUUCGUUCCUCUUGAAGCGGACGAGGUAUUCGGGAGAAGCAAACGGCGAGAGGAAGAUGACGUGGAGCUCCGGUGGGCGGCGAUCGAGAGAUUACCGACGUACGAUAGGCUACGUAAAGGUAUUUUGCCGCAACAAACGACGGUCAACGGGAAGGGUAGGCUUGAAGAAGUCGACCUCACGAAGCUAGCACCUAAGGAGAAGAAACACCUCAUGGAGAUUAUUUUGAAGUUCGUCGAAGAAGAUAACGAGAAGUUUCUCCGUCGACUGAGAGAAAGAACAGACAGAGUGGGAAUCGAAGUUCCGAAGAUUGAAGUAAGGUAUGAGGAUAUAUCAGUGCAAGGUGAUGUACGUAGUGCAAGCAGAGCACUUCCUACUCUCUUCAACGUCACUUUGAAUACACUUGAGAGCAUUCUUGGAAUGUUUCACCUCCUUCCAUCUAAAAAGAGCAAGAUUCAGAUACUUAAAAAUAUCAGUGGCAUUGUCAAACCAUCAAGGAUGACUUUAUUACUUGGUCCACCAAGUUCAGGGAAAACAACGUUCUUAAAAGCUUUGGCUGGAAAGCUUGAUGACACCGUCCAGAUGUCUGGGAGGAUAACAUACUGUGGUCAUGAGUUUACCGAGUUUGUUCCUCAAAAGACAUGUGCCUACAUUAGUCAACAUGACUUUCACUUUGGAGAAAUGACUGUGAGAGAGACUCUAGACUUCUCUGGACGCUGUCUAGGUGUUGGGACUCGGUACCAGCUGCUGACUGAGCUCUCAAGGAGGGAGAGAGACGCUGGAAUAAAGCCAGACCCUGAGAUUGAUGCAUUCAUGAAAUCUAUUGCAAUAUCAGGGCAAGAAACUAGUUUGGUUACAGACUAUAUACUUAAGAUACUUAGUCUUGACAUUUGUGCUGACAUACCUGUUGGAGAUGAGAUGAGACGAGGUGUUUCUGGUGGACAGAGGAAGCGUCUAACAACAGGAGAGAUGUUGGUAGGACCAGCAACAGCUCUUUUCAUGGAUGAAAUAUCAACAGGGUUAGACAGUUCCACAACAUUUCAGAUUUGCAAGUUCAUGAGGCAAUUAGUUCAUAUAUCUGAUGUAACAAUGAUCAUCUCUCUUCUGCAACCUGCACCAGAGACAUUCGAGCUUUUUGACGACAUUAUCCUGCUCUCAGAGGGUCAAAUUGUCUACCAGGGCCCUAGGGACAAGGUUCUUGAGUUCUUUGAGCACAUGGGGUUCCAAUGUCCUGAAAGGAAAGGUGUUGCAGACUUUCUGCAAGAAGUCACCUCUAAGAAGGACCAAGAACAGUAUUGGAACAGGAGAGAACAAUCUUACAGUUAUGUCUCAGUGAGUGACUUCUCCAGCGGCUUCAACUCUUUCCACACUGGGCAACAACUAGCUUCAGACAUCAGGUCUCCUUAUGACAAAGCUAAAACCCAUCCUGCUGCCUUAGUGACAGAGAAGUAUGGUAUAUCAAACUGGGAGCUCUUCAAGGCAUGCUUUGAUAGAGAAUGGCUUCUUAUGAAACGCAACUCCUUUGUGUAUGUCUUCAAAACCGUCCAGAUAACGAUCAUGUCUUUGAUUGCCAUGACGGUCUAUCUUAGGACCAAAAUGCAUGUAGGCACGGUGCAAGAUGGUCAGAAGUUUUAUGGUGCAUUGUUUUUCAGUUUGAUCAAUGUAAUGUUUAAUGGAAUGGUUGAACUAGGAUUCACAGUCAUGAGACUUCCUGUUUUCUACAAGCAGAGAGACUUCUUGUUCUAUCCUCCAUGGGCUUUCGCCUUACCAGCUUGGCUUCUAAAGAUCCCAAUAUCUCUUAUUGAGUCAGGAAUAUGGAUAGCUUUUACAUAUUACACUAUUGGUUUUGCUCCUGCUGCUUCCAGGUUUUUCCGACAGUUGUUGGCAUACUUCUGUGUGAAUCAGAUGGCACUUUCUUUGUUUAGAUUCCUUGGAGCCGUUGGAAGAACAGAAGUGAUCGCCAACUCGGUUGGAACUUUCAAUGCUAAUUAUGAUAUCCCACCAUGGAUGACUUGGGCCUAUUAUAUAUCCCCUAUGAUGUAUGGACAGACUGCUAUUGCUAUGAAUGAGUUUCUAGAUGACAGAUGGGGAGCGCCCAACACUGAUACCCGCAUCAAUGCGAAAACAGUUGGAGAAGUUCUUCUGAAGAGCAGAGGCUUCUCUACAAAGCCAUAUUGGUUCUGGAUCUGUAUCGUGGCGCUACUCGGGUUUUCUUUGUUGUUCAAUCUCUUUUACAUUAUAGCCUUGAUGUAUUUGAACCCUCUUGGUGACUCCAAAGCUACAGUUGUGGAAGAAGAUAAAGACAAACAGAAAGGAACAGAAGAAGUUGCAGGUUCUCUUGUGGAACUCAGUAGUCAUUCAAGUAAUGUGCCAAAGAGAGGAAUGGUUUUACCUUUCCAACCACUUUCUCUUGAAUUCAACAAUGUUAACUACUACGUAGACAUGCCUGCAGAAAUGAAAGCUCAAGGAGUUGAAGGAGAUCGCCUUCAGUUACUAAGAGACGUUAGUGGAGCUUUUAGGCCAGGGAUAUUGAGAGCAUUGGUCGGUGUCAGUGGUGCAGGUAAGACAACCUUAAUGGAUGUCUUGGCCGGAAGAAAAACAGGAGGCUACAUUGAAGGGAGUAUUAGCAUAUCUGGUUACCCAAAGAACCAAUCAACAUUUGCCAGAGUCUCUGGUUACUGUGAACAGAAUGAUAUCCAUUCUCCACAUGUUACAGUUUAUGAAUCCCUCAUCUACUCAGCUUGGCUUCGUCUUUCCGUGGAUAUAGAUGCCAAAACACGAGAGAUGUUUGUUGAAGAAGUAAUGGAGUUAGUGGAGUUAAAACCUCACAGAAACUCUAUAGUUGGCCUUCCUGGAGUUGAUGGUCUUUCAACAGAACAGAGAAAGAGGCUAACUAUUGCAGUUGAAUUGGUUGCUAACCCUUCUAUCAUCUUCAUGGACGAGCCUACAUCUGGUCUUGAUGCAAGAGCUGCUGCCAUUGUCAUGCGUACAGUUAGAAACACUGUUGAUACAGGGAGAACUGUUGUUUGUACCAUUCACCAGCCUAGCAUCGACAUUUUCGAAUCUUUUGAUGAGCUUCUGUUGAUGAAACGUGGAGGGCAAGUUAUAUAUGCUGGAAGUCUAGGGCAUCACUCACAAAAACUCAUAGAAUAUUUUGAGGCUGUUGAAGGGGUUCCAAAGAUCAAGGACGGAUACAAUCCUGCAACAUGGAUGCUUGAUGUCACUACUCCUUCAAUGGAGUCACAAAUGAGCUUGGACUUUGCUCAAAUAUUCGCAAACUCUUCUCUUUAUCGGAGCAACCAGGAACUCAUCAAAGAGCUAAGUACUCCACCACCAGGAUCAAAUGAUCUCUACUUCCUAACUAAGUACUCACAACCGUUUUGGACUCAAACCAAAGCUUGCUUCUGGAAACAGUAUUGGUCAAACUGGAGAUACCCUCAGUACAAUUCCAUCAGGUUUCUCAUGACUAUAGCCAUUGGUAUCGUUUUUGGUUUGAUCUUCUGGCAAACAGGAACCAAAAUAGAGAAAGAACAAGACCUUAAUAACUUCUUUGGAGCCAUGUAUGCUGCUGUACUGUUCCUUGGUGCCACCAAUGCUGCAGCAGUUCAACCUGUAAUAGCCAUUGAGAGAACUGUCUUCUACCGUGAAAAAGCUGCUGGAAUGUACUCAGCCAUCCCCUAUGCAAUGUCUAAGGUGGCGGUGGAGAUCAUGUACAACACGAUACAAACAGGAGUUUACACGCUAAUCCUUUACUCAAUGAUAGGAUACGAUUGGACAGUGACCAAGUUCUUCUGGUUCUACUACUACAUGUUAACAAGCUUCAUCUACUUCACUCUAUAUGGUAUGAUGCUUAUGGCCUUGACACCAAACUAUCAAAUCGCUGGAAUAUGCAUGUCCUUCUUCAUCGUUCUUUGGAAUCUCUUCUCCGGUUUCCUUAUCCCUAGACCGCAAAUCCCUAUAUGGUGGAGAUGGUACUACUGGGCAACACCAGUGGCUUGGACAUUGUAUGGAAUCAUCACAUCUCAAGUAGGAGACAAAGAUUUGAUAGUGCAUAUCACUGGUCUGGGAGACACGAAUCUGAAAACGUUGCUCAAAGAUGGAUUGGGGUUCGAACAUGACUUCUUACCAGUUGUAGCUGCUGUCCACAUUGCAUGGAUACUACUCUUUGUCUUUGUCUUUGCUUAUGGUAUCAAGUUCCUCAACUUUCAAAGAAGGUGA
This is a messenger RNA of Eruca vesicaria subsp. sativa (arugula), 4323 nucleotides long. The record is from the annotation of a GenBank genome assembly. NCBI's taxonomy places the organism in Eukaryota, Viridiplantae, Streptophyta, Magnoliopsida, Brassicales, Brassicaceae.